This is a messenger RNA of Electrophorus electricus (electric eel), 2729 nucleotides long. It is a transcript of the gene gnai2b, whose product is annotated as guanine nucleotide binding protein (G protein), alpha inhibiting activity polypeptide 2b. The record is from RefSeq and is a predicted model, not a curated record. NCBI's taxonomy places the organism in Eukaryota, Metazoa, Chordata, Actinopteri, Gymnotiformes, Gymnotidae. Gene Ontology annotation, molecular function: G protein-coupled receptor binding; GTP binding; GTPase activity. Gene Ontology annotation, cellular component: cytoplasm; heterotrimeric G-protein complex. Gene Ontology annotation, biological process: adenylate cyclase-inhibiting G protein-coupled receptor signaling pathway; gamma-aminobutyric acid signaling pathway; G protein-coupled adenosine receptor signaling pathway.
GAAGUGCUGUUUAUUCCGCAUUAGUUCACAGUCACUACGGGCGUGGCAGCGCCAAACCUACGUUUCUGAGGUUUUUGUCGGAUUACGUAUGGAUUAUGUUACUAAACCUUUGAUGCGAGAGGACAAGCAAUUGAAGACAACAGUUGUGUAGCAGAGUUCCGCACUGGGGCUUUCUACAUUUUGACUGAUCACUGCGCGCCUCGGCUUUUGAUUCGAUGCAGUCAAGCUGCUGCGUACGUCAGUGCUUGAGUCCGUUUCACCCCAACAUUUGUGUGAUAAUUUAAGCAGGCGCUCUUAAAUAUCUGCAUGUGGAUGUCGCUGGUUUCGUGUUAUGUAGGCAGGAAGCGCCUAUAUUGAUUUUUUUUCUGAAAUUGCCUUACGGCAACUUUUAGACUGCUAUUGUCAAAGAACUCAGAUCAUUGCCUUCUGUGUGGAUUUGUAAUGACAGUCGAUUGAUGGAGCAUCAUAGUAACUGACAUUUUCCAAGUGAAACUUUUUAAUUGGUCAUAUUUUGCGCAAUUUCUACUUCAGUCGUCGUCUACGCAUUCCUCACAGUCUUCUGUUGUGUUCAGUAAAUCGCCGAAUACCGCGCUCGAGUGGGUCAAUCUCAGGCUUUCUUAGACACCGUUUGUUUUGAAUUCGGGAAAGCGCUAGUUGGAAGCGCGCUCGUUUUCGGAACCAUGGGGUGUACGGUGAGUGCAGAGGACAAGGCGGCUGCAGAAAGAUCGAAAAUGAUUGACAAAAAUCUCCGCGAAGACGGAGAGAAGGCGGCGAGGGAGGUGAAACUACUCCUACUUGGUGCGGGCGAGUCCGGGAAGAGCACCAUAGUGAAGCAGAUGAAAAUCAUCCACGAGGACGGCUACUCGGAAGACGAGUGCAAGCAGUACCGAGCCGUGGUGUACAGCAACACCAUCCAGUCCAUCAUGGCCAUCAUCAAAGCCAUGGGCAACCUGAAGAUCGACUAUAGCGACACAGCGAGAACGGAUGACGCACGGCAGCUCUUUGCGCUGUCUGCUGCAGCAGAGGAGCAAGGAAUCCUCCCAGAAGACUUGGCCAACGUGAUCCGCAGACUGUGGGCUGACAGUGGGGUACAGAGCUGCUUCAACCGCUCCCGAGAGUACCAGCUCAACGAUUCUGCUGCCUAUUAUCUGAAUGAUCUGGAGAGGAUAGCACGGGCAGACUACAUUCCCACCCAGCAGGAUGUGCUGAGGACAAGAGUGAAAACCACUGGCAUCGUUGAGACACACUUCACUUUUAAGGACCUCCACUUUAAGAUGUUUGAUGUUGGAGGGCAGAGGUCAGAGAGGAAGAAGUGGAUCCACUGCUUCGAGGGUGUGACAGCAAUCAUUUUCUGUGUGGCACUGAGUGCCUAUGACCUAGUGCUUGCUGAGGAUGAGGAGAUGAACCGCAUGCAUGAGAGUAUGAAGCUCUUUGACUCUAUCUGCAACAAUAAAUGGUUCACAGAGACCUCCAUCAUCCUCUUCCUAAAUAAGAAGGACCUGUUUGAAGAGAAGAUCACGCGUAGCCCUCUCAGCAUCUGCUUCCCUGAGUAUUCUGGAGCCAACAAAUAUGACGAAGCUGCGAGCUAUAUCCAGACAAAGUUCGAGGAUCUUAACAAGAAGAAGGACACCAAGGAGAUCUACACCCAUUUCACCUGCGCCACCGACACAAAGAAUGUGCAGUUCGUGUUUGAUGCUGUCACCGACGUCAUCAUCAAAAACAACCUAAAGGACUGUGGGCUUUUCUAGUUGCAUUGCCAAGGAAGAUGCCAAGGGAAGCCCUCAGCUGUGUGGUGCACGUGCACUGCUGAGCACAAUGCCAGACUGCCUACAACCAACUAGGGAAAGCCAGAAUUUUUAGGCGAUACCAUGGGAACUACAACAAUGACGGAGAAAAAAAAAACAUUGCAGAAUCCCAACAGUCACUGAAUUGCAAAACACCUUCUCCUGCACCUACUUUUUAUUAUUAUGUUUUGUAAAUAUUCUCAUUUUAAGAAGUUAUUUUGAUCAGAUUAAAGUGACAGUGAUUUUCUGAUGUUUCUCUUGCCCCUUGCCCUUUGAUUUUAAGUACAGUAGGGCAAAAGCAGUGUGGGGGGAUCUUUGAUAUAUAUAAACUGAUUUUGCUUUUCUUUAACAGAUACGCAAACUUUAAACUUAACUGCCUAAUGCUUCUUUUGUAAAGCUACAUGAGCACAGACCGAGAUCAGUACAUUUGCUUUGUUUGUGUUGUUUUGUUGUUGAUGUUGUUGUUGAUGUUGUUGUUGUUUUUAUUACUUUAUAUGUGGAAUGCCACAUUCCUAGCUCAUGUGUACUGCAUGAUGGACCACAUAAAAGAAGAAAAGACAGAAAGAAAAGAAAAAAACAGCUUGCUUGGGUUCAGCCACUGCCCAACACAGCCUCAGCAGUUUGGCCGACGCGUUUAACAUUCCGAACUAGCUUCACUUUGAUAAACACUGUACGAUUGUGACUAAGAUGUAAGAUGCAAGUAUCCGUCUGCACUGUCCUUUCCUUUUGUGCUCCCGGCCCCGUCUCUUUCACUCUUUGUCUUGUGCCUUGACUUCUGUUUUUUCACGUUGUCUGUAGAGUUUAGAGCAGAUUCAGUUCACAGUAACAAAUGAAUUUAAAAGCCAGGAUUGUGGUUUUAGGAAGGGAUCAGGAGACAUGGUGGAUGUUUGAUGGAAAUGCUGUGAAGAGUUUUAUUGGAAAUAAAAGUUGAUUCAUGAGCGUGAA